GGAAAACCGUCAACAAAGAAAAUCAUUCGGGGCAAGCUAGCCCAAUAACUAAUUCGGCAACCUCAAGAAGCCCAGUAACUGAUGCCCAUUAAUCCAAUGGGUUGGGUUAAAAUAAAGGAGUAAUAUAGUAAGUGAAAAAAGCAGACAAGAAAUCUGCAAUCAUUCAAAAACAAAGGUUAAGAACCAGAUUGUGUGGAAAAGGGGAAAUUUGGAAGAUAAUGUCGGGGCCCCAGUGCUGUGAGAACCCACCAAGCUUGAGCUCAAGCAGCGGAGAUGGCGCCGUUGUACAACUGGGAGGCCUCAAUUCCUACGUCUCUGGCCCUUCUGACUCCAAGCUUGCUGUUCUUCUUGCUUCUGACAUUUUUGGUUAUGAAGCACCAAAGCUGAGGAAGCUGGCUGACAAAAUUGGAGCUGCUGGAUUUUAUGUGGUUGUACCUGAUUUCUUUUUUGGGGAUCCAUACGAUCCUUCAAACACUGAAAAGCCUCUGCCAGUCUGGCUAAAAUUCCAUGGACAGGACAAAGGAGUUGAGGAUGCAAAACCAGUUGUUGCUGAUCUUAUAAGUAAAGGCAUUUCUGCUAUUGGAGCUGCUGGAUUUUGCUGGGGAGCCAAGGUGGCGGUGAAAUUAUUAGCAUCUGAUCACGUUCAAGCUGCUGUAUUACUGCACCCUUCCUUCGUAACCGUUGAUGACAUAAAAGAGGUUACUAAACCUAUCGCCAUCUUGGGAGCAGAGCUAGACCAGUUGACACCACCUGAACUGAUUAAACAAUUCGAGGCGAUUUUAGCUACUAAACCCGAGGUGGAUAGCUUUGUUAAAAUAUUUCCCGGUGUUUCACACGGGUGGACAAUCAGAUACAACGAGGAAAAUCAGAAGGAAGUUGAAAGUGCAGAAGAGGCUCAGCAGGAUAUGCUGGCCUGGUUUGGCAAAUACGUCAAGUAAAAAGAAAUCCAGAGCAUUGAUAUAGAUCAUUUGUGUGUUGGUUUAGUUUGCUCAAGUCUGCAACAGAGAUAUUACACAUUGCAUAUCAUUUUUACUAUAUCUAUUGUUUGUCUCAUAUUUAUCUCGUGCAUGAAUUAAGUGCAGAGUUUGGUCAGAGUUUGAUCGAUGUGUCUUUUGUAAAGUUACAAACUUUUUCUAUUCAUUAUCAGAGUUUCCAUCACAUUCAACAUUAUCCACAGUCACACUAGAUAUUAGGGCUGAUUUGUCUUGUUGAAACUUGAAACAAUAUUGACA
Messenger RNA from Oldenlandia corymbosa var. corymbosa, 1232 nucleotides. Lineage: Eukaryota; Viridiplantae; Streptophyta; Magnoliopsida; Gentianales; Rubiaceae. The record is from the annotation of a GenBank genome assembly.